CGGUGGCUCCGCCCCGCUGCUCGCGCCGUCGCAGCGUUCACUUCCCGGCCCUCCCCGCCUCUAGUGAAACCAACGAGAGGACACCGCCUGCAUCUAGAGCAGCCCGACCGAGAGCGCAGCCGGGUGGCGCGGGAACGUGAGAGGAAAGCCGUGCGCGGCUGCGCUUUCCCACCCCUGAGCGGUUCUAGACGCGGGAAAAAUGCUUUCUGAAAGCAGUUCAUUUUUGAAGGGUGUGAUGCUCGGAAGCAUUUUCUGUGCCUUGAUCACUAUGCUAGGACACGUAAGGAUUGGUCAUGGAAAUAGAAUGUACCACCAUGAGCAUCAUCACCUACAAGCGCCAAAUAAAGAAGAUAUCUUGAAAAUUUCAGAGGAUGAACGCAUGGAGCUCAGUAAGAGCUUUCGGGUGUACUGUAUCAUCCUUGUAAAACCCAAAGAUGUGAGUCUUUGGGCUGCAGUGAAGGAGACUUGGACCAAACACUGUGACAAAGCAGAAUUCUUCAGUUCUGAAAAUGUUAAAGUAUUUGAGUCGAUUGACAUGGAAACAAAUGACAUGUGGCUAAUGAUGAGAAAAGCUUACAAAUAUGCUUUUGAUAAAUAUAGAGACCAAUACAACUGGUUCUUCCUUGCACGACCCACUACAUUUGCUAUUAUUGAAAACUUAAAGUAUUUUUUGUUAAAAAAGGAUCCAUCACAACCUUUCUAUCUAGGCCACACUAUAAAAUCUGGAGACUUUGAAUAUGUGAGUGUAGAUGGAGGCAUUGUCUUAAGUAUAGAAUCAAUGAAAAGACUUAACAGCCUCCUCAGUAUACCUGAAAAGUGUCCUGAACAGGGAGGGAUGAUUUGGAAGAUAUCUGAAGAUAAGCAGCUAGCAGUCUGCCUGAAAUAUGCUGGAGUGUUUGCAGAAAAUGCAGAAGAUUCUGAAGGAAAAGAUGUAUUUAAUACCAAAUCCGUUGGGCUUUUUAUUAAAGAGGCAAUGACUAAUCACCCCAACCUGGUGGUAGAAGGAUGCUGUUCAGAUAUGGCUGUUACUUUUAAUGGACUGACUCCUAAUCAGAUGCAUGUGAUGAUGUAUGGGGUAUACCGUCUUAGGGCAUUUGGGCAUAUUUUCCACGAUGCAUUGGUUUUCUUACCUCCAAAUGGUUCUGACAAUGACUGAGAAAGAAAGAAGAGCAUAUACGAUCACCAUAUAGGACAGGUAUUGUGACUAUUUGUAGUAACAACUACAUUUUAGUUUGGUGGCACUGGUUUAGUUGCACAUUAAUGUUUAAUGGUACAUUUUUAAAUAGGGCAGGGUUUUUUUUUCCUUAAAACGCGUGAAAAUUUCAAACAUGUUGCGAAGAAAUGUUUUAAGAAUGAUAAUUUUGCAAAUAAAAGAUAUAUUUAUAAAUAUAUUUAUGUGAUAAAUUCUAAAUUAUGAAUCUUGGCACAUAUUUUUGCUGAUCGGUUAAGAAAAUUAACAUGUCUUUUUAGCUUUCUAAGAUAUGCAAAUAAAAUCUCUUGUUGUGAAUUUGUGAGUAAAGUAAAACUUUCAGCUCUGUGUUUCCAUUACUUAUAAUACUGGUAUAUGUUCUGAGCCUCUGCAAAGUGCCCAUGGAUUUGCUUUCUCAAAAUACACAACCAAGUAACAAAAGAAAUGUUCCCAACUAAUGUUAAAGUGAAAGUUGAAUUCUUUCCCGGGGAGAAAAAGUGAAAAUUACCUAUAAAGGUUAAUAACUUUCCCGGGAGCUAAAAUAAUGGCAUUCCUCAGCAUAUACAAGUUCAGCGUAACUCUACUUCUCUAUGCAGUGGUCACUAUGAAGAAUCUAUAUCAGUUGAGAUUUCUUUACUCCUGCUGGGCAAAUGAGUUCUCUGGAACUCUCCUUUCAACUUGUUUUGAUAGUCUGGCAGUUUCACUUACCUGAGUAGAGUCUGCCCUGGUUUUUGUAUACCUGUUCAAAUUUUGAGACUUUUCCCAUGCUCAUAGUUGUAUCAUAUCCGGUGGUUUGGGGUAUGGAGGCCUUAACCUCACCAUUCACCUUGAAUUACCAUACCAUUUGCCUAAUUUCAGUGGCUACCCAGAAGCUUUAUCCAGGGGUGAAUAUAAUAGCUCAUGUGCUUAUAAUCGUGUGAAAUAAUUGGAGCUGAUUUGCUCUAUAACUGGGGCUGCACAUGCUAUAUUAAAGCAGAUCCAUAAGUGCCCCCAUAGGGUGUGAGACCAUGACAUUUCAGAGAUCAGUAUUUCCUGUAAUUGGCCUCAUGAUGUUAAUGGUCUCCCACAGAUUUUGCAAACCAGAAAGGGGAUUUCCUCAAGAGGGCCUCAGGCUUCAAAUUAUUGACCAUCAAUGCAUAAAGCACUUUUUAGAAAUUUACCUGAUUUUCAUUAUUGGGGCUUUUGCUUAAAAUGAAGCAUUGUUAAUUUUAAAAAAUAAUAAAACCUCUUUAUCAAGCACCCUAACAUGUGGUCUCAUAUGCAACUAAUACAGAUCAAGUCAUGUUCAGUGUAAGUACAGUGAUAAAAAGUAUCUCCCUGAGUAUGACACCCAAUUUGUGUCACCUUGCCCCAACAACAUAUUUUAAAGAAUUAUGCAGUUAUCACUUUCAAUUAUAUUAGUGUAUCAAGAUAUAAUUUAAUAAAUAUAUCGGAGAAUGCA
Molecule: messenger RNA, 2630 nt
Organism: Canis lupus familiaris (dog)
Lineage: Eukaryota; Metazoa; Chordata; Mammalia; Carnivora; Canidae
Gene: C1GALT1C1
Product: C1GALT1 specific chaperone 1
Exons: 2
Coding region: 200-1156 (318 amino acids)
Molecular function (GO): N-acetylgalactosaminide beta-1,3-galactosyltransferase activity
Source: RefSeq, a predicted model, not a curated record